AAGAGACCCUCCUAAAUAGUUCCGCAUGCCUCGCGUAAGUCAAUCCAAGUGACGCUUCUAAGACCGACCCGUGGUCCACCAUAAAGGUCUUAAGGAUUGUUUAGGUGGCGUUGCUUCCAUAGCAACCCAAAGAUAGACGUCUCGGUCUCAGUUCGCACUGACAGUUCGCUCGGACCGUGGGAGCAGUAUGGCGGCGUCCUUGUGGUGCGGACUGGCGAGGUCUGCGGUGUGUUCCAGUUCCCCCCUCCUCCUCACUGGUACCAGAACUCUACAUGUCACGGCGGCCUGCUUGAAGAACCGAGCGGCCCGUAUCCGGGUGGGUAAGGGAGACCGACCUCUGACCUACGAGCAGGCGCACAAACCUCACCACAUCGGCCACAGGAAGGGCUGGCUGUCGCAGCACACCAGUAACCUGCGCUCUGAGGACGGGGCGGCGGACCGCACGGUGGAGGACAUGUUCAUCCGUCGCUUCAUUGCUGGGACAUUCCACAACUGUCUGGCCAACGAGGUGGUGAUCAAGCGCCGCGGAAACAUGCUGCUGGUCUGCGUGCUGAUGCAGCAGAAGCUGCGCGCUCAGAAGGUCUACUUCCUGAUCGGAUACACGGAGACUCUGCUGUCGCACUUCUACAAGUGUCCUGUCAAGCUGGAGGUCCAGACGGUGCAUAGCCCACCGGUGUACAAGUACCUCUGACCAGCAGCGCCGCCUGCUGUCCCUUCGUUUGUUCCGUAAAAUGUUCUUUACAUAAAAAGUGUCUGAAAUAAAACGUGGUGUUUGA
Messenger RNA from Synchiropus splendidus (mandarinfish), 776 nucleotides. RefSeq names its product mitochondrial ribosomal protein S24 (gene mrps24). Bases 188 to 691 code for a protein of 167 amino acids. Gene Ontology annotation, cellular component: mitochondrion. The transcript has 4 exons. NCBI's taxonomy places the organism in Eukaryota, Metazoa, Chordata, Actinopteri, Syngnathiformes, Callionymidae. The record is from RefSeq and is a predicted model, not a curated record. Gene Ontology annotation, biological process: translation.